Molecule: messenger RNA, 2711 nt
Organism: Ostrinia nubilalis (European corn borer)
Lineage: Eukaryota; Metazoa; Arthropoda; Insecta; Lepidoptera; Crambidae
Gene: rdl1
Product: gamma-aminobutyric acid receptor subunit beta
Exons: 10
Coding region: 1-1461 (486 amino acids)
Biological process (GO): chemical synaptic transmission; signal transduction; nervous system process
Cellular component (GO): neuron projection; synapse; GABA-A receptor complex
Molecular function (GO): chloride channel activity; neurotransmitter receptor activity; extracellular ligand-gated monoatomic ion channel activity
Source: RefSeq, a predicted model, not a curated record
AUGAGCGGCGCCCGCCCCCGCAGCGCGCCGCUGCUACUCGCGCUGGCCGCCGCAUUCUUACCGCAAGCCAACCAUGUCGCGGGUGCCGGUGGGGGUGGCAUGUUCGGUGACGUCAAUAUAUCGGCCAUUUUGGAUUCGUUUAGUAUAAGUUACGAUAAAAGAGUAAGGCCCAACUAUGGAGGACCACCCGUGGAAGUGGGGGUUACCAUGUACGUGCUCUCCAUCAGCUCUCUGUCUGAAGUGAAAAUGGAUUUCACAUUGGAUUUUUACUUCAGACAGUUCUGGACGGACCCCCGAUUAGCUUAUAAGAAAAGAACUGGAGUUGAAACUUUAUCAGUGGGUUCUGAAUUUAUAAAGAACAUAUGGGUGCCUGACACAUUCUUCGUCAAUGAAAAGCAAUCAUACUUUCAUAUAGCAACAACUAGCAACGAAUUCAUACGUAUACACUACUCAGGAUCUAUCACAAGGAGCAUCAGGUUGACAAUCACAGCCUCCUGCCCUAUGAACCUUCAAUACUUCCCAAUGGACCGACAAUUAUGCCAUAUAGAAAUCGAGAGUUUCGGCUACACCAUGCGGGACAUCAGAUACAAAUGGAACGAGGGCCCCAACUCUGUCGGUGUAUCGAGCGAGGUGUCGCUGCCGCAGUUCAAGGUGCUGGGCCAUCGCCAGCGAGCCAUGGAGAUCUCCCUUACCACAGGAAAUUAUUCGCGGUUGGCGUGUGAGAUCCAAUUCGUUCGUUCCAUGGGAUACUAUCUCAUCCAAAUUUACAUUCCAUCUGGUCUAAUUGUAAUCAUAUCUUGGGUGUCAUUCUGGUUGAACCGCAACGCAACCCCGGCCCGAGUGGCGCUGGGCGUCACCACUGUGUUGACUAUGACUACCCUUAUGUCGUCCACAAACGCUGCCUUACCCAAAAUCUCGUACGUCAAGUCUAUAGAUGUUUAUCUGGGCACCUGCUUCGUGAUGGUCUUCGCUAGUCUAUUAGAAUAUGCAACGGUGGGUUAUAUGGCUAAACGGAUACAAAUGAGAAAACAAAGGUUCGUGGCGAUCCAGAAGAUUGCAUCUGAAAAGAAAAUGCCUCCCGUUGACUGUCCUCCUGUUGGAGAUCCACACACGUUAUCCAAAAUGGGGACUCUCGGUCGGUGUCCGCCGGGUAGGCCCUCGGAGGUGCGAUUUAAAGUGCACGAUCCAAAGGCGCACUCGAAAGGAGGAACUCUCGAAAACACGAUCAACGGUGGAAGAAGUGGCACUGAAGAAGAAAAUCCUGGCCCUCCUCCUCAUAUUCUGCAUCCUGGAAAGGAUAUAAGCAAGCUCCUGGGGAUGACGCCAUCUGACAUCGACAAGUACUCGCGUAUCGUGUUCCCAGUGUGCUUCGUAUGCUUUAACCUCAUGUAUUGGAUCAUUUACCUACACGUGUCGGACGUCGUGGCUGAUGAUCUGGUUCUUCUGGAAGAGGAUAAAUAGAGGGUGUAUUGUAAAAUCCACUUAUUUUCCCACCAUCGUAGCUCAAAUAAUAAUUUGAAACAUACUUAAAUAAAAAGCGCGUAGAAAUCGGUAGUCCAUAGUGCAAGAGUAAUCGAUGUGUCGAUUUAGUGAGAGAUAGCAUUUGGAAAAAAUGUAGUUCUUAUGAAACACCGAACCUAAUUUACAAUUGAAUAUAAUGUAGGUAGAUAUAAACCGUAAUUGCUAGAUGUAAACGUAUUUAAACGCUAAAAACCUAAAAAAACUUGUAAAUAUUUGCGACUUGAAAGAUACGAGUAAAUUAUGGACGUCUUAGUCUAAGUCUUAAUCUCUUUUCUUGAGUCUGAGGUAGAAACUAAAACGACUGAAAAUUGUCAUGUAGGUCUCGUAAAAGGCGUACUUUUUUUACAAAUACGGAUUUAUGUAUAGCAUAGGCCAUAGAGUAAUAAUUUCACCAUUUACUGAGGGUCGGUAACCAACGUUUCCUAGUGAACUAACCUCUGUAAAUAUACUGGUCAUGGCGAUAGAUAGUAAGGUCGGAAAAAUCGAAAAGUAUAGAUUCAUUAACUAAAAUUGUUAUUUUUACAAUUUAAUAUUUCGAUACACUCGUGGAUUUACGUGUUAUUUGUACGUUCAUGAAGUUCCUAUAAAAUUGACUUUAACGGAAGUCUCGCCGGAAGAGAAAAUAAUAAUCGUCGACAAAAAGUUUCAAAUUAUUAUUUUGUGAUAAAAUGAGUGGAACAUUAAAUUAAAAUAAUACUGAUGCUCAAAAUUUUUUUUGCUUGAUAAUUACUUAGUUUCAUUUAGAUUUUUGUGUAUGUUAUAAGUGACUCAUUUAUUUUUUGCUGACUGUAUUGUUAGAUUGAUCAUUAAUUUUUUUUUAUUGUAGUAAAACUAAACCUUGAAUAUUUUUAUUUUAAUAUUGUACGUAGCUUUAUGUUGUUGUUUGUAAAAUUAUUAAUGUAUUGGGAUAAUUACUUUGCUUUUAAUCGUAUUGCAUGCUGAGUUUCCAACGUUGUGAUAUACAAUCGACUUGAUUGUUCAAUGAUACUCGUGUCAGUGUUUUACGUAUCAAUCUAAUAGCAAUAAUUACUGAUAGACAGCACUAGAAAGUAAUUUAUCAGUAGAUGACAUGACCGAGUUUCAUGGAUGAAUUAACAAGAGUUAAUUUAUUGCUAACUCAAAUCCAUCAAUGGCAUGCAUGCGCUACAUUGAUUUCUAAACCCAAAUAUAAUUCCGGUCCAGCAUGUACU